AAUUCAGUUCAGGGUUUUCAUUCAACGGCCUCUACUUUUUUGGCGACGAGCAAGGUGAAGAUUUUUGGAAAAUCGUACCUUUUAAAGUUGAUUUGCUUUGAAGGUGCUGAGCCACAAUGGAAGAUUCAGAGAAGAGAAAACAAAUGUUAAAAGCAAUGCGCAUGGAAGCUGCUGCACAGGACGAUGGUUCUACAGGGCCUGAAACCUCUAUGAACACAAGUCACCUUUCAAAUCCGUUGGCUGAGACAUCCACUCACCAGCAAGAAUCAUAUGAAACGCCAAGGUUUGAUUAUUACACCGACCCGAUGUCUGCUUAUUCUAGCUUCAAGAGAAACAAGACUCCUAAGCAACAACACAUCUCAUCUCCUAGUUGUCAAAUCAGCCCUCCAGUACCGCCGUUUCCACCGUCUGUUCCAGGAUCGUUGGGCUGUGACUAUCAGGCACAUGCCAAUCAUGCCGGUUUUCAAGGACCUCAGUAUGAAGGUGAUAAUCUGCAUACGGUACCUAGAGGAAUGGCACCCUCACACAGAGGUUCACCCGUCGCUUGGAAUAACAACUUUAGGCCUCCACCAGUUAACCAUUUAGGCCCACCUCAAUGGGUUCCUCGCCCUUUUCCAUUCUCUCAAGAAAGUCCUGAUAUGGGGAAUAAUAGAUUUAAUGGUCGAGGCAGCUACAACUAUACCGCCCCACAAUAUCCCAAUUACGGACGACAAAAUUCUAACUGGGUUGGAAACACAUAUCCUAGCUCAGGAAGAGGCAGAGGCCGAGGAGGACGCGGUAUAAACACAAGCUUUGGGAGAGAUGGAGGAAGAAGACCCAUGGAACUAGGUGCAGAACGAUUUUACUCCAACUCCAUGGCUGAAGAUCCAUGGAAGUAUCUUAAGCCAGUCUUAUGGAAGAGCUGCUCAGAUGGUGCUAGCAGCAACUCAACAGGUCAAGCCAAUUCUGUAGCACCAAAGAAACCUAUGAUCUCAGAAGCUUCCCACACGCCUAGCAAAAAUCAACAGAGCCUUGCUGAGUACCUUGCUGCUUCUCUAGAUGAGGCUACGUGCGAUGAGCCAAGCAAUUGAUCAGGAAAAUUUGUGCUAUAAUAGAAAACACCAAAUCCAAGCAUCUGGAGUACCAUCGAAUAAAUAUAUACAUUUUUUUUUGGCUCCCUUCAGAUUCGGUUAAAAAAUGACUUUGACCAUAUUAAGAUUCGGUUUACUUUUCUGUUCGGUUAUUUCGAUUUGGUCAUGGAUCGAGUUGAAUACGUUUGGCUAUAAAACAGGUGCACAUAUUAACUGAA
Molecule: messenger RNA, 1288 nt
Organism: Eutrema salsugineum
Lineage: Eukaryota; Viridiplantae; Streptophyta; Magnoliopsida; Brassicales; Brassicaceae
Product: protein SICKLE
Exons: 3
Coding region: 117-1070 (317 amino acids)
Biological process (GO): miRNA processing; mRNA splicing, via spliceosome
Source: RefSeq, a predicted model, not a curated record